CAGAAUGACCGGAAGCGGAAGUGAACUUCCAGCACAACACAACGACCUGCUAAGGAAUAAGACAAAAAAAAUAUUCAGCUUAAAUUCGGGUUUUAAUGAAAAGCAUUCAGCUUAAAAGUUUAAAUGACAAUAACGAACAGUGUUGUGCUUGAUAUAUGUUUUAUCGUUUAACUAAAAACUACAAGUUUAUACGGAUUAGCAUUGUAGGCUUGUCAGGCUAAUAAAGGCUAAUAAAGUCACUUUGGGCUCGGUCCCAAAUCACAUUUGUGUCUUUAGGUAGCAGGUAUAGGGAUUGUUGUAUUAGACAGACGCGAUAUUCAGUGUGCUAGUGCUCGGUUUAGGACGUGACCCGAUCCAGAACAAAAUCUUGCUGUAAACAUGUCUGUUUCUCUGAUGUGUAAGUCUGUGUUGGGGUCACGUCGAGCUUUACACGCAUUUCAGAGGCGUUUUAUUAUCGACAUGUCGUAUUCGAAUCACUUCAUGGAUUAUAAACGCUCAUCAAUACCGAGCAGCAUGAAGAAGAUGAUGGUAAUGAAACUGAGCCCCAACUUCCGUCAAGCUGUUUCCGUGGAGACACUUCCGGUCCCGACCCCGCGUAGCAACGAGCUGCUGAUCCGGAACCGAUACAUUGGAAUAAACGCAUCUGAUAUUAACUACUCCGCUGGCCGCUACGACCCCUCAUUGACCCUUCCGUUCCCAGUAGGGUUUGAGGGUGUAGGAGAAGUGGUGGCACUGGGUUUAAGCGCCAGUUCCCGCUUUACAGUGGGUGACACGGUGGCCUAUUUAAACGCAGGCGCGUUUGCAGAAUACACUCUCGUUUCUGCGCAAAAAGUGAUUCCGUUAAAAGAGCCGCAGCCAGAAGCUCUAGCCGUGAUUGUGAGCGGAGCGACCGCAUCCAUUGCCCUGAAGUGCCUUGGGGAAAUAAAACAGGGGGAAAAAGUGCUGGUGACGGCUGCUGCCGGAGGAACCGGACACUUUGCUGUCCAGUUUGCCAAGAUGGCUGGGUGUCAUGUGAUAGGCACAUGCUCCACCCGAGAGAAGGCAGAGUUUCUGAAGAGCAUCGGCUGCGAUCGGCCAAUCAACUACAAAGAAGAGGACUUGGCCGCGACGUUACGCAGGGAGUAUCCUAAAGGUGUAGAUGUGGUGUAUGAGUCAAUAGGGGGCGCUGUGUUCGACCUUGCUGUUAACAACCUGGCGCAACAUGGGCGCCUGCUGGUGGUAGGCUUCAUCUCAGGUUAUCAGAGCAAGUCAGGCUUGCAGCCCAUCAGUGGAGACACAAUUCCUGCCAAACUCCUGCAGAAAUCAGCCAGCAUAAGAGGCUUCUUUCUGGCCCACUUCCUAUCAGAGUACAGUGAGUGCGUGCAAAAGAUAAUCCAGAUGCAGGAGAAGGGGGAGAUUUUGUGCGCCAUCGAUAACGGACAGAUGGAAAAAGAAGGUCGAUUCGUGGGAUUGGAGUCAGUGUACAGGGCAAUAGAUUAUAUGUACGCUGGAAAGAACCAAGGCAAAGUGGUGGUGGAGGUGAAUCCCGACAUCUGAGGACAGGAGUCACAACAUCAUUUUGAUGAAUAUGUAUCCAAGAUUUAUUUUUAUUAUUUACAGAAUAGAUGUCUUAAUAUACUGUAUAAAUAAAUAAAAAAAUCUGUUUAAUCCAA
Messenger RNA from Tachysurus fulvidraco (yellow catfish), 1652 nucleotides. RefSeq names its product prostaglandin reductase-3. The transcript has 2 exons. Lineage: Eukaryota; Metazoa; Chordata; Actinopteri; Siluriformes; Bagridae. Gene Ontology annotation, cellular component: mitochondrion. Bases 379 to 1536 code for a protein of 385 amino acids. Gene Ontology annotation, molecular function: oxidoreductase activity; zinc ion binding. The record is from RefSeq and is a predicted model, not a curated record.